Aplysia californica (California sea hare) is the source of this 1553-nucleotide messenger RNA. RefSeq lists its product as uncharacterized. The transcript is spliced from 4 exons. NCBI's taxonomy places the organism in Eukaryota, Metazoa, Mollusca, Gastropoda, Aplysiida, Aplysiidae. The record is from RefSeq and is a predicted model, not a curated record. Bases 441 to 1148 code for a protein of 235 amino acids.
AUGUUUAUCGCAAUAAUAGGAUAGUAUCGAGUAUAAUUGUAUUUUUAUAGGCCUAUUAAACAUAAUUCAAUUUCCCCUCAGCCGCUAAUAUAGGCAAUCUAGGUUUAAGAUACUUUGUUCUGUGUGGUCUGCGAUCAUAAAGAAAAAAUGAUUGUCUUGGAAGAUAAAAAAGUUAUAGCAUCGUACUCUUUUCAGUAACGAUAGUUUCAAAAAUAUAUCGGCUCAAAUAUUCUAACGAGUCGAUACAUGAGUCACCAGGAAUCCAGGAAGGCGCCUAUUUCAAUUUCAAUUUUUCGAACUUCCGUUGUACUUCCGUAUUCUGAAAGGGCAUGCUUCUGUGUCUGGGUUGUGCAAACAAAUAAAACCCUUUCCUUUGUUCUUUCCUUCUGAUUCAGUCGUUUUAUUAACAGCAGCAGUCAUAACCGUUUGAAGAGAGCAGCAUGGCAUCAAAUCUGAGAAAAGCAGGAUCUGCGAUUCGUAAAUCCUUUCGCUCCAGGAGGUAUGCAAUGUUUGACACCAAAGAAAAUGACUACAUCGUCGAUUCGCCGUCACGCUUUCGUACCCGUACUCAUUCUGACUCGGAAGCUGCAGAGGACAAUUGUGGUAGAGGUGUGAACGUAGAAGAGGAUGCUGCCAACACCACAGCACCUGCUGUUGGACUGCGCAGAGGAACAAGCAUGACACAAUCAAUGCGGCAAGCUGUUGGAACGAUUAAACAGAAAUUGAGAAUGUCAACCCGGAGACAUUCAAGGCUUGGAGAGAACCAGUCACCGUCUCGUGGAGGAAGACGACGACACUCCCUUGGUGGUGUACGCAAGAGCAAGAACAUCAAAAUGUCCUCGCCAUUUAAGAUUGAUACACCGAGCCGAGCAUCAACCAGGAAUGGGAUAAAAACAUGCCUGUCCAUGGAGACUCCUACGCGGCUUCGUCGUGAAGUGGAAGCGCUCACCUCCAACUUGCAGGCUCUGAGCACCCUCACACCGAACACGCUACACGCCAGACGGAGCACAAGGCAGUCCUCACCUUUGACUUUGACCAAUGGGAGUUUGAGGACGCAGAAGACCCCUCGGCUGACACCUCCCUUGACUAAUGGCAGUUUGAAGACACCCCGGUCAAGUCGCCGCAGAAUCACAACUGACAUCUACUAAGUCCAGAAUUGUCGUUCCUUUCAUCAUACAGAUGUAAAUUGAGGGACGCUCUAGACUAGUGACCGUUGUGUUGUUGUGCCUGGAACUUUGAUUCGGUGCACCCAGUACUCUAGUAAAAUCUUGUACCAGGAGUUCGGGAGAAAAGUCACUUCCUGCACAAAUGCAUGCUGCAAGAACCACUAUUGCCGAGGAAUAUUUGCAUUUUUCUACAAUAUAAUGCUGUACCGUGAAUGAAUGAAGCCCACGUGUGGUUCGUGCUUGUGAUAAACAAAGCUGUAGCUGUUAACAAACAUCUUUUGUUAAUGGAUCAGGUGUUUGUGUGUGUUUUUCAAGACAAUUAUUUGAGAACCAAAUAAAUGCAUGUUUCAGAGGUGCCAGGUUUCUGGAUCAAUCCGGAUUCCUGAA